Vitrella brassicaformis is the source of this 3399-nucleotide messenger RNA. NCBI's taxonomy places the organism in Eukaryota, Vitrellaceae. The record is from the annotation of a GenBank genome assembly.
GAGAAGAUCUCAUGGCGCAAGUUGUGGCGAAAGGCGCGAUGCCGAAGAUACACAACGGCCGCUGACGGUUCUUGGUGUCUUAUUGGUUGAUUGCAAGAGCCUGUUGUGAGAGGAAUCUGAGUGCUGCGCCGUCGGUGCUGGUGGGAAGGAGGAGGUCAUGAAUUUCGUGACAUCACAAUGCACGCGGCGGAGUCCGUUGCGCGCGUGUGCGCGGUGGGUGUCGACUACUGCCGAGGUGGAUGAGUUGGUGAGUGAACACACCCACACAUCCAGAGAGAACACCCAUCGAUGACACAUGCUCUGUGUGUGUGUGUGCAGGUGACGCCUCACCCGCGGUAUCUGCCAGACAUCGAGUACACCCAGCCGAAGUACAGGGUAGGUAAUGUGGGCUGAAAAAGAUGGAUCGGCGUAUGGGUGAAUGUCAUGUGUGUGUGAGUGUGUGCAGGGUCCGUCAAAGGAGGAGAUCCUGUCGCUGCGGCAGACGCACCACGGGCAUGUCUUCCACUACUACCGGCACGCCACACACAUACACAUACACACACGCCCAACACACACGCACGUGACAAACACACACGCACGCAUAUGUGUGUGUGUGUGUGUGUGUGUGUCUGGCCACCUACUUGCAGGAUGCCGGUGAUGAUAACGGACGGGCACAUGCAGUACUUGUUUGACGAAGAGAGGAGGAGAUACCUCGGUGGGCGGGAGGAAUGGGUGGGUGGAUACAUACAGGCUGACAGACAGGGAGGGCGGGAUGUGUGGGCGUGCAUCUGGUGCAGAUCUGUUUGGCGGCAUCGUCACUGUGUCUGUGGUACGUCUGCGUCAGUCAAAUGUGCAUCAGAUUUACUUUGUGAUAUUACACCAUAUACACCAUUGCCGUGUGUGUGUGUGUGUCCUAUAUAUGGUUAGGGUCACUGUCACCCCGAGAUCGUCAAGGCUGGCGAGUCGCAGAUGCGGAAGCUCAUGCACACCACACACGUGUACCUCAACCCUGAGAUGGUCAGACACGACACGCAGCCAUGCAGUCGAUUCGACAUUUUGCGGGGGUGAAUACAGGCCCUGUAUGCCAAGGAGCUCACGGACAAGUUCCCCGGACACCUAAAGGUACACGCACACACCCGACACACCCGACACUUUCUCUCUCUCUCUCUCUCUCUGUGUGUGUGUGUGUGUGUGUGUGUGUGUGUGCAUGUCUGUGUAGUCUGCCUUCUUCGUCAACUCGGGGUCAGAGGCCAACGAGCUUGCCAUACUGCUGGCGCGUGUGUACACAGGUACGUUCACAGGCGGCAUGCACUGCGUCCGUCUGCGCACACACAUCGAACCAUCGUGUGUGUGUGUGUGUGUGCAGGCAACUAUGACAUGAUCGCCUUGCGCAACUCCUACCACGGCGCGAGCUACCUGGUGGGUGACUUACUUGCACACACCACACAGACAGACAGACAGAGAGAGGGAGAGGCGGGAGAGGGGGAGACACACAAAUGGUGUAGGUGUGUGUGUGUGCAGACGAUGGGAGCCGGUGGGAUGCACACGUGGAAGUACAACCUCCCCAUGGGCUUCGGCUUCCAUCACGCCGCUAAUCCCAACAUUUACAGGCAACACAUGACUCAUAAACACACACACACACACAGACAGACAGACAGACAGACAGAGAGAGAGAGAGAGGGGCGAGUGGGCGAAAGGCGCGUGUCCGUGUGGUACGCCUGUGUGUGGUGUAGGUCCGUGGUGCCGAAGCGUGAAGCGGCCGACUUCUAUGCGGCUGAUGUCAUGGACAUCAUCAAAGGCGCCACACCCGGACGGCUCGCGGGAUACAUUCACGAGACCAUUCAGGUAGGUCAGGUGGAGGCGACAGACAAGAGCACAAAAGGGCCAGCCACAGACGCAGCAGCCAGCUUCUCUCUCUCCGUGUGUCUGUCUGUGUGCUGUGCCUGUCUGUGUGGAUGUGUGUCAUUCAUCAGGGUGUGGGUGGUGCGGUGAUGUACCCCGACGGCUACCUCAAGAUGGUCUACGAGAUGGUCAGAGAACACGGCGGACUCUGCAUCGCCGACGAGGUUCAGGUGAGGACACAUGGAUGCGCACCCACCCACCCACCCAGAAACACACAUACAGAGACAGAGAGAGAGGGAUGUGAUGUGUCCGUGUGUUUGUGUGAGUAUUGUAGACGGGAUUCGGCCGCACCGGGACGCACUACUGGGGUUUCGAGACGCAGGGCGUCACUCCUGAUAUCGUCACCAUGGCCAAAGGUGGGGCACAGAUUGACGGAUGCACACACAGACUAAACAGAUGCAUCGGUGCGCAUCUCUCUCUCUCUCUCUCUCUGUAUUUGUGUGUGUGUGUCUCCAGGGAUCGGCAACGGCUUCCCCUUGGGUGCGGUCGUGACGACGCCCGAGAUCAUGGAGGCUGUCAGCAGAAAGUUAUUCUUCAACACGUUCGGCGGUAAUCCGGUCGCUUCGGCGAUUGGCCGUGCAGUGCUGCGCGUGAUCGACGACGAGAACCUGCAGGUCAGUAAACACAUUCACACAGACGAUGGGCAUCCGCACACCCGCUUAUGUGUGCAGGCGCACUCGGCCAACGUGGGCACGUUCCUCAAGACCCAGCUGACGAAGCUGAAGGAGAAAUAUGAGAUCAUCGGCGACGUCAGGUGAUCUGACGCACAACAGAGGCACAACACACUCAGAGCUAUCUCUGAUACACGACUCACUGUUUGUGUGUGUGUGUGUGUAUCUCCAGGGGUCGUGGUCUGAUGGUGGGCAUCGAGUUCGUCAAAGACAGAGAGACGAAGGAGCCUGCCAAAACGGUACACAUGCACACCACAUCCAGACAGGGAGCGAUGCAUCGGUGUAUAUGCUUCGACAGGAGACGAUGGAGCUUCACGAGAUGCUCAAGAACCGGGGCGUGCUGGUGGGCAAGGGCGGACUGUACGGCAACGUCUUCAGGUAAUUACGCGGGCAGCCACAUAUAACAUACAACUCACACAUCAUCUCUCUCUCUCUCUCUCUCUCACUCUCUGUGUGUGUGUGUGGGUAAUAGGAUCAAGCCCCCGAUGUGCGUGACUGUAGAGGACAUGGAAUACUUCGUGUACCACCUGGAGCAGGCCAUUCGACAGCUCACCGGACUGUCGGUCACCGGACUGUGAUCGGUGUGAUUGGUGUGAUGACCUACCGACCUUGGGCUGGGCGCUGUGUAUGAUAGCGGGUGUGUUGAAUUGAGAGGAUUUGUCUGUUCAUUGGUGUGGGAGGGUGUGGCAGACGUGCCUGUCUCCGUGAAUGACUUGCCCCACCAUGGGGUGACCGUCCGAGAUAUGGGGCAACGUCAAAUGACAAAUCCAUCACGGAUACCUGGUAUACUUCGCACAAGCGAGAAGUUAAGACAGACAAGUAAGAAAGAUCGACACUCUUAUCAAUC